Prorocentrum cordatum is the source of this 522-nucleotide messenger RNA. NCBI's taxonomy places the organism in Eukaryota, Dinophyceae, Prorocentrales, Prorocentraceae. The record is from the annotation of a GenBank genome assembly.
AUGGCGGGGCUGACCCCGCGGCCGCUGGCAGACACGGGGAGCCAGGCCAGCAGCCUCAUGUUCACCCACAGCCGGGGGCCGACCACGCUCGGCAGCCAGGGCCUCGCGGAGCUCUCCCAGCUCAGCGCCUUCGGCCCCCUCGGCUGCACCGCCGACUGGGCCGCCGGGAGCGUGCGCACGCCGGGCGGCGCCGCGGGAGGCGCUCCUGCGGAGGCCGCGGCAGGCGCGCGGGCGCCCUCGGCCGAGGCGGAGGCCUGCCUGGACAGGAUGGGCCCCCGCAGCGGCAGCCGCUCCGCGAGGGGCCGGCGGGCGUCGGCGGCGGGGCGAGGGGCGUCCCCCGCCGGAGGCAGCGCCAGCCCGCAGCCCGCCGCCGGGCCCGCGGCCGAAGGGCGCACGCAAGGCCGCGGGGCGGGACGGCCGGGGCAGGCCAGGUCGCGCAGCGGCUCGCGCUGCCCAGCGGGCCCCGAGGACACGCUGGACCUGCUGGUCAAAGCAGAGCGCGGCAGCCCACCAGGAGCCUGA